This is a messenger RNA of Anarrhichthys ocellatus (wolf-eel), 2954 nucleotides long. Its product is annotated as nuclear factor 7, brain-like. The transcript has a single exon. The record is from RefSeq and is a predicted model, not a curated record. The coding region runs from base 117 to 1544 and encodes 475 amino acids. Gene Ontology annotation, molecular function: protein binding; zinc ion binding. Lineage: Eukaryota; Metazoa; Chordata; Actinopteri; Perciformes; Anarhichadidae.
UAUUACAGGGUGUGAGAUCUCUGCUGGAAAACACACGUUUGGAGUAUUUGAACCAGUGAAGAGACGGAACAGUAACUUGGUGAGUCUUGUUGUUGAAAGAUAAUUUAGCAAGACAAAUGGCUGAGAAGAUAGUUAUUUUUGAAAGUUACCUGAACUGCCCUGUUUGUUCAGAGACGUUCAGAGAUCCUGUGUCUCUGAGCUGCAACCACAGCUUGUGUUCAAGCUGCCUGCAACUAUUCUGGAAACAAGCUGAAAACAAGAACUGUCCCAUUUGUACAAGAAAAUCCUCAAAAGAACAUCCAGGAAUUAACUUUCCACUGAAGGAACUGGCUGACUCGUUUGCUGAGAGACCGAAAACUGGAUCAUCUGAGACAGAAAAAGGAGAGAAGAAGGUGGAGGUGGUGUGUAGUAAACAUGGAGAAGAGACUAAACUGUUCUGUAAGGAUGAAGAGAGAGUUGUGUGUUCUGUCUGUGAGUUUUCUCUCCACCAGAGUCACAAGGUGGUUCCUAUAGAACAAGCAGUCAGUGACCUGAAGGACCAGCUGAGAUCUGACUUAGAGUCUCUGCUGGACAAGAGGGACGAAUAUGAAGAAGUGGAGGAAACAUACAAUGAAAUGAUUGAACACUCCAAGAAGCAGCUGUUGUCCACAGAGAGGCAGAUCAGAGCAGAGUUCAACAAGCUCCACCAGGUCCUGAAAGAGGAAGAGGAGUCCAGACUGGCAGCUCUGAGGGAGGAAGAGGAGCGGAAGGGGAAGACUAUCAGCAGAGAGAUGAAGAUGAUUCAGGAGCAGAUCUCCUCUCUGUCAGACAGCAUCUCUGCUGUUGAAGAAGACCUGCAGAAACACAACGUGUCAUUCCUCAGCAGUUAUAAACCCACUCAGACCAGAGCCAGAGUCCAGAGCUCACUGUCAGAUCCACAGCUGGUCUCAGGAGCGCUGAUAGAUGUGGCCAAACACCUGGGCAACCUGUCCUUCAGAGUCUGGGAGAAGAUGAAGGACAAGGUCCACUUCAGUCCUGUCAUUCUGGACCCAAACACUGCAGCCUACAGUCUCUAUCUGUCUGAUGAUCUGACCAGUGUGAGAAAUAGUGACACAUACCAGGAGCUUCCUGACAAUCCAGAGAGAUUCACUGAGUAUGCCAUUGUUCUGGGCUCUGAGGGCUUCAGCUCAGGGAAACACAGCUGGGAGGUGGAGGUGGGAGACCAUCCUGACUGGGUUGUUGGUUUGGCUAAAGAGUCAGUUGACAGGAAGGGAAAGAUAUUUGUUUCACCACAAUAUGGAAUCUGGUGUUUACUUCGUCGUAGUGGAAAAUACACUAAUGGAUCUGGUCAGAGUGUCCGAGUGAAGAAGAGUCUCCAGAGGAUCAGAGUCCAGCUGGACUAUGACAUGGGGGACGUGUCCUUCUACGACCCUGAAGACAUGACUCACAUCUGCACUCUCAGAGACACUUUCACUGAGAAACUCUUCCCAUACUUCAGUAUUGGAAAGUCUGGUGAUGCUAAAACUGCUGAUAUCAAAAUGUGUCAAACUGAUAUUUCUCUGUGAUGUUCAGACAUGUUAGUGUUUGUUCAGACUUUACUCUGACUUCACUGUGUGUCAACAUCUCAUUGAUAGAAUCAAUACAAUCAACAGUUAUGACUCAUCAGAAUCAAACUGCAUUACAUCAUCAGAUCAGAAACUUUCACACAAAAACAAAUCAUUGUUUAACUAUAACUAAAUCAGCAUCUUGUGUUUAAUCAGAACACAAUCUAACAUUUAGUGAAUCCACUAAACCAAACACUUUGUUUCCAGUUGUGUGUUUCUUUAACUUUGGUCUUCAUCAGACAUCAGUUUUAGUUUAUUAGAUUUCUGGAUCUUCUGUUGAGUUAUUUCAGGUUCGAUGUUAUAAUUUCAGUGUUUUACACUUUACACUCAGAGUCUCAGAGGUUCAGUGAAUCAAAACACAUUCUGACUCUGAUUGAUUAUCUUUUAUGAUUGAAAUUGUUUUUCUUAACUGUCUCUACUGUCGUUAACUACUCAACACAGAAAUCAUUGUUUUAAUCUGAAAUUCAUUUUUGGAAGUUAAUAAAUUAAAGAUGUAAGGAUCUGUAGCUGUGUAAAAAUGUGUUAAAGAUAAAAACUUUUAAGAUAAAAGCUAUUAAUUCAGAUUAUAAGCAUUGUGUUUUUUGACAUUUUAUAUUUUUCUGUUGAGUUAUUUUAGUUUUGGAUACUUUGUUAUAUUUGUUGGAAACAUCUGUUUUAAUUGUUUUUUAUGUUUAGAAGAGAUAAAGAGUGUAAAUAUAAAGUCUAAGAAUCCAAAAUACAUCAAAUAUAUACAAUUAUUAAACCAGGUGAACAGUAUGGAUCAUAAUAAUAUUAAUGGGUUUUGAUUCAGUCUGUAAUUCUUUCAAAGCUUCUUCAUUCUGUUUAUGAUGAUUUUUGUAGUUUUUACAUGAUCAGUAACAUGAACGAUGAAUUAAAAUGUUUGUGAUCAACAUAAAGGAACUUUAGUUUAAAAAGUCUUAUUUCAUUGAAUCAACUAUAUCUUUAUAAAUGUACAUCAGAUGGAUGCUGCUUCAUGAUGUGUAAUUAAAUCACCAACAGGUUUUAUUCACAAUAUUCUGUAUGAAGUUGUUUCAAGUUUCUUUACAAACAUCUGUGAAAUAUUCAUGUGACGAAUUACAAAGAAUACAAAUAAUGAAAAAUAAUUAAUCAACCAGAUUAUAACAAAAGACAAUAUUUAAUCUUAAAAUGUCAAAUCUACAUUUUACAUUUUCCAAUCAACAGAUUCCUCAGUGAAACUCUUUCAACGUCAACAUUUAUGGACAGUCCAGCUGAAUGAAGUCAGAUCUUCUUUUGUAAAGUCACGUGACUGAUGAAGCGACUGCGCACAAAGAAAGCUGAAUGGAGCUCAUACCUCCCUGAUGAAGGCUCAGUAGCUGUAAACAUGUGAGCAAUAAAGAGUUGUGCAACUUG